AUGGACACCACAUGUGUUCCGUGUUGCGACGGGCAGCUUCAUGCAUUGCAGGGGACUUGGCAGAACAUAGAGCUCCCCAACGAGCUCUACUUGGUGCAGGACCGCACUGUCUCCAGGGUCCGGCAGAGUACGUCCGAGAAGACCGUAUUCAAUAACGUGUUGGUGGUCGACAAAGUGCACGAUCGCAUCCAGUGGGGCGUUAAGGGGAAGUUUAUUCUCGGGUGGGUUUCUGGAGAGGAAUGCGCUGGUUUGCUGGAUGAGGUCUCAUGGACGGUGCCAGGGGCGGACACGCGUGCUCCAGGCGGCAGGACGAAAGAAUGGCGGUGGAAGCGUCUUGACUCCUCAGCCCUUCCAGCCGAAACAUUUUCCGAUUCGCUGGUCGUGGUGGCAGCGGAGGCAUCGCCAGAGGCUUUUUGGCCUCUUGCAAAUGCAGCGUGCAGCUCUUCGAUCGCCGCCUCCACAACUCCGUCCGCAACCGCGGCUGAAUCACACCUUUCCCAACCUGGCGCAGUCCCUGGGCUGGCUCUGGGAACGCCCCCCUCAGCGCCACGGCCAGUAGCGCCGAGGCCUCCGUCUUGCCCACCACCACCACACCUCGUGGCGCCUUCCCAGGCACUGGGCACGGAGCCAGAGGUGGUCGCGGCGAUCCAGGGACACUGGCUGAACAGCGCGGACAGCACGGAGUCGUACCGCGUGUGCGGCCUCGACGUCGCGCGCCACAAGGCCAGCAGGAUGGAGGUGAGGACGUUCCGGCUCCGCUGGAACGCGGCCUCCCGCCGCAUCGAGUGGGGCCUCGGCAAGUACUUCCUGCAGCCGCCGACCUCGGCCGCCAUGCCGCGCGCGGUCUGGACCCCGAGCGACGGCAGGGGCCGCGGCUUCUCCUGGACCCGCGCGGGCGGGCGGGCGGGCGAGCCGCCCGUGGCGCCCACCGCGAGCGGCCUCGGGCCCGCUGCCCUGUCGCCGCUGGGCCUGGUCAGCACGCAGCGGCCCCCGGCGCCCCCGCCGCCGCCCCCGCCGAGCGCCGCCGCCGCCGGGUGCGGCGCGGUGCUGCUGCAGCUGGCGGAGGCCGAGCGGGCGCAGCUGGAGUGGCAGCAGCGGCUGCAGGCGCAGGCCGAGCCGCAGCAGGGGUGGCUGCAGCAGCAGCUGCAGCAGGAGGCGCUGCGGCAGCUGCGGCACGUCUGGUGCCAGCACCACGCCGUGGCCGUGGCGCCCCAGCCGGCUCUGCACCGCGUGGCGCCGUAUUGA
Molecule: messenger RNA, 1245 nt
Organism: Prorocentrum cordatum
Lineage: Eukaryota; Dinophyceae; Prorocentrales; Prorocentraceae
Source: the annotation of a GenBank genome assembly